Messenger RNA from Marmota flaviventris (yellow-bellied marmot), 2040 nucleotides. It is a transcript of the gene Cnppd1, whose product is annotated as cyclin Pas1/PHO80 domain containing 1. Gene Ontology annotation, molecular function: protein kinase binding; cyclin-dependent protein serine/threonine kinase regulator activity. Gene Ontology annotation, biological process: regulation of cyclin-dependent protein serine/threonine kinase activity. Lineage: Eukaryota; Metazoa; Chordata; Mammalia; Rodentia; Sciuridae. Gene Ontology annotation, cellular component: cyclin-dependent protein kinase holoenzyme complex; nucleus. The record is from RefSeq and is a predicted model, not a curated record.
CAGACUUGAAAACAAGUUGCUUUUUCCCCUUUCCGUAAACUUCUUUCUUGACUCCACGUUUUGGCGCUCCUUGCUCCCCCAUCGCCUUGCGUGAGUGAGGGCGGUAGGCGGCGGCUGGCGGUGCGAUGGACCUGGCCGGGCUCCUGCUGGACGAAGAAGGCACCUUCUCUCUCUCCGGCUUUCAAGAUUUCACCUUCCUCCCAGGACACCAGAAGCUGAAUGCUCGGAUCCGAAGGAGACUGUACUAUGGCUGGGACUGGGAGACUGACUGCAACCUGGAGGAGCUCUCUAGCCCUGUAGCAGACAUUGCAGUAGAACUGCUCCAGAAAGCAGCCCCCAGUCCUAUUCGCCGACUCCAGAAGAAAUAUGUAGCUCAUGUGUCACGGGAGGCGUGCAUUUCCCCGUGUGCCAUGAUGCUAGCUCUGGUAUACAUUGAGCGGCUCCGGCACCGAAACCCGGACUACCUGCAGCAUGUGUCAUCCUCGGACUUGUUCUUGAUCUCCAUGAUGGUGGCCAGUAAGUACCUCUAUGAUGAAGGGGAGGAAGAGGAGGUUUUCAAUGAUGAAUGGGGAGCUGCUGGAGGUGUGGCUGUGCCCACUCUCAACGCCUUGGAGAGGAGCUUCCUACGUGCCAUGGACUGGAGUCUGUACACUGACCCAAGGGAGAUCUUUGAGGUGCUGAGCUGGCUGGAGAGUUGUGUGGCUGAGCAGCAGGGUCGACGGCGGGGCUGGUACACCUACACAGAUUUGUGUGUGCUGCUGGAGCAACCAACCUGGCAGCUGGCUCUGGGCUCCCUCUGCCAGAGGCUGGUUAAGUUCUCCUGUCUGUUAGCCAUGGCAUAUGUGAGCAGUGUGGCCUUGGCUGUGGCAUCAGUGGCUGUAAUACACCAGUCCUUGGGGCUGUCUUGCAGUCCCCCACCUGGCCCUCCUGACCUUGGACUGACCUCCAAGGGCCUCUUGGAGCCCUGUUUACCAACUUCUGUGCCACAGUGCCUGCCGUCUUCUGUUAACAUCUCCACCUGCAUGGAAGGCGACGUAGGGCUACGUUCACUCUGGGGCAGUCUUUUGGCCUCACUGACCCCCCCAACACUACCUCCCCCAGAUCCCCCUGCCCCACCCACACUUCUCCAUAACUGCCGCCUUUGCCAGAAUGUCCAGAGAGAUCCUCCAACCUGCCGUGCCUGCCACCACCCCAAUCGCACGGUGUCUGCUGGGCCUCCCAGCCCCUGGUACCACACCCAUGGCCUGGCUCCACCUUGGCCCUGGAGCCCAAUGGCUUCUCCGCUCACCCAUCCCCAGCAGUGUUCCCUUUUCAGUGUCAUGGAGUUGGCUCGUCUCAAGUCUUUCAUUUUCCCAGGCUAGGUAGAGCUCUGAGGAGUGCAUUAAGAGGAUUUGGGAGUCCCUGAGAACCUGGGAGAGGGAAGUUUGACUUAAAUCCUCGCUACCUCUCUGGGUCUUUGGCUGAUCCCCUGUCCUCCUGGGUAAAAGCUUAGGGGAUUGAGGGGCAGAAAGGCUAUAAAAGGUCAUUCACUCUCCCAGACCUUAAUGGCUGGCUGCUUGGCCCAGGGCAGUGAUGGUGUCAGGGAAAACUUCAGCUUGGUGACCACGGGCAUGUCACAAAUGGCAGAGGAGAAGCCCCCAUUUUGGGUCGCUGGGGCUCUUCUAGGCUUUUGCUUUUGAGUUUCCUUGGGUGAAAAAGAAAAGGUUGGGAGAUGGGGGAACUAGGGCGAGGGGAGAAAGGAAAUGUCCACAUGGGCUUGUGUGAUGUCCCAGAGACAGAAGAGCCAGGGACUGAUGGGACCAAGGUGAAAUCUGCUUAGGGAAAGAUGGGUGAGUCAGGAAAGCCUUUCUACACCCAUAGACUGCUGGGACCUUCAACUUUGACCUUCUGUCUCCAACCUCUUAGUACCCUGCUCCGUAACUCCCUCUCUUCCAGUUUCUCUCCAGGUGUUCUCUUCACAGGCCUUUCCGGCUAUUGCUUUGUAUCUGGGUUUUUCAUGCUUUUAUAGAACUGAUAUUUCAAUAAACAGUUUCAGUUGCA